Messenger RNA from Fusarium falciforme, 849 nucleotides. RefSeq names its product 60S ribosomal protein L8. Gene Ontology annotation, cellular component: ribonucleoprotein complex. Gene Ontology annotation, biological process: ribosome biogenesis. The record is from RefSeq and is a predicted model, not a curated record. The transcript is spliced from 4 exons. NCBI's taxonomy places the organism in Eukaryota, Fungi, Ascomycota, Sordariomycetes, Hypocreales, Nectriaceae. Bases 64 to 849 code for a protein of 261 amino acids.
AUCCCUCAUCGCCAUCCCGGACUCUGCUCUUCAACCCACGAGCAACUAACCCACAGAUCCAAGAUGCCUCCCAAGUCCGGCAAGAAGGUCGCUCCCGCCCCUUUCCCUCAGGGUAAGGCUGGUCGCAAGGCCCCCAAGAACCCUCUCCUCGAGAAGCGACCCCGCAGCUACGGUGUCGGCCAGGACAUCCAGCCCAAGCGAAAUGUCUCCCGCAUGGUCAAGUGGCCCGAGUAUGUCCGCCUCCAGCGACAGAAGAAGAUCCUUCAGAUGCGCCUGAAGGUUCCUCCUGCUCUCGCCCAGUUCCAGCACGUCCUCGACCGCAACACCGCCGCCCAGGCUUUCAAGCUCCUCAACAAGUACCGACCUGAGACCAAGGCCGAGAAGAAGGAGCGUCUCCUCCAGGAGGCUACCGCCGUCAAGGAGGGCAAGAAGAAGGAGGAUGUCUCCAAGAAGCCCUACACCGUCAAGUACGGCCUCAACCACGUCGUUGGCCUGAUUGAGAACAAGAAGGCUUCCCUCGUCCUCAUCCCCAACGACGUUGAGCCUAUUGAGCUCGUCGUCUUCCUUCCCUCUCUGUGCAAGAAGAUGGGUAUCCCCUACGCCAUUGUCAAGGGCAAGGCCCGUCUCGGCACUGUUGUCCACAAGAAGACCGCUGCUGUCCUCGCCAUCACCGAGGUCCGCUCCGAGGACAAGAACGAGCUCUCCAAGCUCGUCUCCGCUGUCAAGGAUGGUUACCUUGAGAAGCACGACCAGGCCCGCCGACACUGGGGUGGUGGUAUCAUGGGCGCCAAGGCCCAGAAGCGGAUUGAGAAGAAGCAGAAGGCUCUCGAGGCUGCUACCAAGAUCUAA